AUGUUUUAUCUAUUUAAGGAUCGCACAUACACCUUUCGUCUCCUGUUCAUAUCUGUGUCAUUCCUCGCAUUAAGAUACGCUCAGAGAUUCACACCAACUACUCGGAUCGGAAAUACUAUUACAUCUAUCGUACUUAGGAUCUUUAAAUUCUUCAUCAUAUAUCAAUCAAUCAACACCAUAGCCGAUCUGGCUUUCGAAGUGGCCAAGGCAAACACCGCAACCUUCUCCAACAUGACCACUGAGUUCGUCAAUUUUUUUAGCAACGUGGAUGAAGUCAAGAUUUCCAUGUUUCUCGCAAUCAUGAUCAUAAUUCCAUACGUUAGAUCUGGAUGCCCCAACGAGCUCCCCACAGAAUUUUCACUUGUAUUGUUGUUCAUUGGUUUCAUAUAUGUUGGAAGCAAUUUCGAAGGCCCUCAAAACUACAUGUUGACUUUCGUUUUGCUGAUUUUCCUUGCACUUCUGGUGUAUAAGACAGUGAUUUCAACAGAGCUUCAAAAUCGACAUUCCAAUAAAGUCGUAAUGGAACCAAAACCGAAUUAA
This is a messenger RNA of Botrytis byssoidea, 540 nucleotides long. RefSeq lists its product as uncharacterized. Lineage: Eukaryota; Fungi; Ascomycota; Leotiomycetes; Helotiales; Sclerotiniaceae. Bases 1 to 540 code for a protein of 179 amino acids. The record is from RefSeq and is a predicted model, not a curated record. The transcript has 2 exons.